This is a messenger RNA of Drosophila mojavensis, 1141 nucleotides long. RefSeq names its product ubiquitin carboxyl-terminal hydrolase (gene Uch). The coding region runs from base 106 to 795 and encodes 229 amino acids. Gene Ontology annotation, molecular function: cysteine-type deubiquitinase activity. The transcript is spliced from 4 exons. Gene Ontology annotation, biological process: protein deubiquitination; ubiquitin-dependent protein catabolic process. Gene Ontology annotation, cellular component: cytoplasm. The record is from RefSeq and is a predicted model, not a curated record. Lineage: Eukaryota; Metazoa; Arthropoda; Insecta; Diptera; Drosophilidae.
GUGUCAAAAAAGUGCCGGUAAUCAUUUUCAGACAUUUCCAAAACACAUUCAGUCGAAGUAACUAAGUAAAGCGCUACAACUAAAUAAAAUUUUCUUGAAAACAAAAUGUCGACCUGGACACCAUUGGAAUCCAACCCAGAGGUACUGACCAAAUACAUACACAAGCUGGGUGUGUCGCCAUCCUGGUCAAUCACUGACGUCAUCGGCCUGGAUGAGGAGUUAUUGGCAAUGCUGCCCCAGCCCGUGAAGGCUCUUAUUUUGCUGUUCCCCAUCAGCGAUGCAUAUGAAAAGCACCGUGCCGAGGAGCAUGAGCGCAUCAAGUCGGCAGCUGAACCUCUGAAGACCCCAGCUGAUCUCUUUUAUAUGCGUCAAUUUACACACAAUGCCUGCGGCACCGUUGCCCUCAUCCACAGCGUGGCCAACAACAAGGAUAUUGACAUUGGCGAUGGCGUCCUAAAGAACUUUUUGAAGAGCUGCGCCAAUAUGUCGCCCGAUGAGCGCGGUCAGGCUUUGGAGAAGGACAAGGCCUUCACCGAGGAUCAUCAAAUGUUGGCGCAGGAGGGCCAAACCGAUGCUGGCAACUACGACACGGUCAUCCAUCACUUCAUUUCACUCGUCAAUAUCGACAACACACUCUAUGAGCUAGAUGGACGCAAGUCGUAUCCCAUCAAUCACGGCAAGACCUCGGAUGAGACAUUCUUGCCAGAUGCUGCUAGGGUCUGCAAGGAGUUCAUGGCCCGUGAUCCGGAUGACAUGCGCUUCACUGUCUUGGCUCUAACUGCUACGCAGGAAUAGAGCGCAAGGGAGAGAGGGAGUCUCAUCAAAUAUUUAUAUAUGAUCUCCGAUCAAAUACAUGAACCAUACAUAACUAAACCUAUUUUAACCCUUUGUAAGGCCACGCAGUAAAACCUCUGCUGGUCAUGUUUGCUGGCCAUAAACAAAAUUUAUAUAUAUUAUAUGAUCUCUGAUCGAAUACAUAACAUAUUCAUAUUCUAACCCAUUUGUAAGGCCAAGCAAGAGAAGCUCUGCUGGUUAUUAAAACAAAAUUUUGUCAUGCAUAUUUAACCAAAAAUGUAUUUGAAAUAUUUGUGAAACCUUUAAUUAGGCCUGGCCUUGUUAUUAAACGAAAAACCAAACUUUA